Globicephala melas (long-finned pilot whale) is the source of this 7497-nucleotide messenger RNA. It is a transcript of the gene DISP3, whose product is annotated as dispatched RND transporter family member 3. NCBI's taxonomy places the organism in Eukaryota, Metazoa, Chordata, Mammalia, Artiodactyla, Delphinidae. The record is from RefSeq and is a predicted model, not a curated record. Gene Ontology annotation, cellular component: membrane; cytoplasm.
GGCGGGCGGCGAAUAAAAGGCGGCGGCGGCGCAGCGAGCUCCCGGUGCGCGCUGGGGAGCGAGACGCACAGCUGGCUGCGCGCAGUCUGUGCGCUCUGGAGCGGAGCGGGCAACGCCGGCCUCCUGCAGCUCCGAAGAGCUUCGCCCUGCGACUCCCGCGAGGGGACAAGUCCGCACGGCAGGGUGGCCGCAGCCCUCGGCCCCCUACGGCGCGCCUCCCUCCCGCGCCCGCGGCUCAGCCAGCUCAGGUUGGCCAGCCGAGGCUAUGGACCCGGAGGAUGACCCCUUGCUGCAGGAUGUGUGGCUAGAGGAGGCGCAGGAAGAGGAGGAGGAAGCAACGGGUGAGGCCUUUAGGAGGGCCCAGAAGCCGGGGCCCCAAGCUGGGGCAGGGGGGCAGUGUUGCUGGCGGCACUGGACCUUGCCCUCCCGGCCCCCAGCGUCAGGCUUUUGGAAUACACUGGGCUGGGCCUUCACCAAUCCGUGCUGUGCGGGGCUGGUGCUCUUCCUCGGCUGCAGCAUCCCCAUGGCUCUUUCAGCCUUCAUGUUCCUCUACUACCCGCCGCUGGACAUUGACAUCUCCUACAAUGCCUUUGAGAUCCGCAACCAUGAGGCCUCCCAGCGUUUCGACGCCCUCGCGCUGGCGCUCAAAUCCCAGUUUGGGUCCUGGGGCCGCAACCGGCGCGACCUGGCCGACUUCACUUCUGAGACGCUGCAACGCCUCAUCACAGAGCAGUUGCAGCAGCUACAUCCAGUCAAUCGCUCACGGCCGGCCACCCGGGCCCCGUACCAGGUCCCUGCCGCGCUGCGGCUUGGCCCAGGACUGUGGGACACCUCCACCGCUCAGAAGCCAGCAGCCAAUCGGAGCGGGCGUCUUCGGCGAGCGACUCCACCCCUGGGGAGCCUGGCAGCCAACCAGAGUGAAGCCCAGGUGAACCAGGGACUGGACAAGAAUGGGCGGCGCCAACCCAGCGCCCCUCCCCCCACGGCGGCUGCGGCCAAUCAGAGCCGUGCCCGCCGCGGCGCCUCGCGCUGGGACUACUCACGCUCCUAUGUGAGCGCCAACACCCAGACGCACGCGCACUGGCGCAUCGAGCUCAUUUUCCUGGCGCGUGGCGACGCAGAGCGCAACAUUUUCACGAGUGAGAGGCUGGUCACAAUCCACGAGAUUGAGCGCAAGAUCAUGGACCACCCGGGCUUCCGGGAGUUCUGCUGGAAGCCCCAUGAAGUGCUGAAAGACCUGCCGCUCGGCUCCUACUCUUACUGCUCCCCACCCAGCUCGCUCAUGACCUACUUCUUUCCCACUGAGAGGGGUGGCAAGAUUUACUAUGAUGGCAUGGGCCAGGACCUGGCCGACAUCCGGGGCUCCCUAGAGCUGGCCAUGACUCACCCGGAGUUCUACUGGUAUGUGGACGAAGGCCUCUCUGCAGAAAACCUCAAGAGCUCCCUCCUGCGCAGCGAGAUCCUCUUUGGAGCGCCCCUGCCCAACUACUACUCGGUGGACGAUCGCUGGGAGGAGCAGCGGGCUAAGUUUCAGAGCUUUGUGGUCACCUAUGUGGCCAUGCUGGCCAAGCAGUCCACUAGCAAAGUGCAGGUUCUGUAUGGGGGGACGGACCUCUUUGAUUACGAGGUUCGCAGAACCUUCAACAAUGACAUGCUCCUGGCCUUCAUCAGCAGCAGCUGCAUUGCCGCCCUCGUCUACAUUCUCACCUCCUGCUCAGUGUUCCUGUCCUUCUUCGGAAUUGCCAGCAUCGGCCUCAGCUGCCUGGUGGCACUCUUCCUGUACCAUGUGGUCUUUGGUAUCCAGUACCUGGGCAUCCUCAAUGGGGUGGCUGCCUUCGUGAUAGUGGGCAUUGGCGUGGACGACGUCUUUGUAUUCAUCAACACCUACCGCCAGGCCACCCACCUGGAAGACCCGCAGCUGCGGAUGACCCAUACCAUUCAGACGGCGGGGAAGGCCACCUUCUUCACCUCCCUGACCACGGCCGCCGCCUAUGCAGCUAACGUCUUCUCCCAGAUCCCGGCCGUCCACGACUUCGGCCUGUUCAUGUCUCUCAUUGUGUCCUGCUGCUGGCUGGCUGUGCUCUUCACCAUGCCUGCUGCCCUGGGCAUCUGGAGCCUUUAUAUGGCGCCGCUGGAGACUGCCUGCCAGACCAGCUGCCACCAGAAGUGCGGCUGCAGGAGCUCCCUGCACUUCCCCGGGGACGUGUUUGCUGCUGCUGAGCGGGCUGGGGGCAGCCCUGCUCAGGGCCCCAUGCCCUACCUGGAUGAUGACAUCCCCUUGCUCAAUGUGGAGGAGGAGCCAGGCCGCUGCUCUGCCCUGGCAGUGUCGCUGGAGCUGGGAGACGCGUCCCUGGUGUCUGUGCCCCCCAAGGGCCUGCAGCCAGCCCCCGAUGCGGGCAGCCGGGGGCAGCUCAUCGCCCAGCUGCAGGAGCUGCUGCACCACUGGGUCCUGUGGUCGGCCGUCAAGAGCCGUUGGGUGAUUGUGGGGCUCUUUGUCUCCAUCCUCAUCCUGUCCCUGGUGUUCGCCAGCCGGCUCCGCCCCGCCAGCCGGGCCCCGCUGCUCUUCCGGCCGGAUACCAACAUCCAGGUGCUGCUAGACCUCAAGUACAACUUGAGCGCCGAGGGCAUCUCCUGCAUCACCUGUUCAGGUCUGUUCCAGGAGAAGCCCCACAGCCUGCAGAACAUCCGGACGUCCCUGGAGAAGAAGCGGGGCUCGGGGGUGUCCUGGGCCGGCUGGCCUGAGGCCACUCUACAGGACUCCCCGGGCACUGUGUACGUCUCCAAGGUGGAGAGCAAAGGCCACCCGGCUGUCUACAGGUUCUCCCUCAACGCCAGCCUGCCUGGCCCUUGGCAGACCGUGUCCUCUGGGGACGGGGAGGUGCCCUCCUUCCAGGUGUAUAGAGCGCCUUUUGGUAACUUCACCAAGAAGCUGACCGCUUGUAUGUCUACAGUAGGGCUGCUCCAGGCGGCGAGCCCCUCCGGCAGGUGGAUGGUGACGACCUUGGCCUGCGACACCAAGCGGGGCUGGAAGUUUGACUUUAGCUUCUACGUGGCCGCCAAGGAGCACCAGCACACCCGGAAGCUGUACUUUGCCCAGUCCCACAAGCCCCCUUUCCACGGCCGUGUGUGUGCGGCCCCUCCUGGCUGCCUGCUCGGCUCCAGCCCCGAUGGGCCGACCAAAGGCUUCUUCUACGUGCCCAGCGAGAAAGCUGUGACUCCCUCCGCAGCGCCCAAGGCCCGCCCCUCUGCCACCUUCGGCUUCAACCCCUGCGUGAACACGGGCUGCGGGAAGCCGGCGGUGCGGCCGCUCGUGGACACGGGGGCCAUGGUCUUCGUGGUCUUUGGCAUCGUUGGCAUCAACCGCACGCGGCAGGUGGACAACCAUGUCAUCGGAGACCCGGGCAGCGUCAUCUACGACAGCAGCUUUGACCUCUUCAAAGAAAUCGGGCACCUGUGUCGCCUCUGCAAGGCCAUCGCGGGGAACUCGGAGCUGGUGAAGCCGGGCGGGGCCCAGUGCCUGCCCUCAGGCUACAGCAUCUCCUCCUUCCUGCAGAUGUUGCACCCCGAGUGCAAGGAGCUGCCUGAGCCCCACCUGCUCCCAGGGCAGCUGUCACACGGGGCCGUGGGCGUCAAGGAUGGCCGAGUGCAGUGGAUCUCCAUGGCCUUCGAGUCGACCACGUACAAGGGCAAGUCCUCCUUCCAGACCUACUCGGACUACCUGCGCUGGGAGAGCUUCCUGCAGCAGCAGCUGAAGACGGUCCCCGAGGGCUCAGCCCUGCACCGCGGCUUCCAGACCUGUGAGCACUGGAAGCGGAUCUUCAUGGAGAUCAUAGGGGUGCAGAGCGCCCUGUACGGCCUGGCCCUCUCCUUGCUCAUCUGCGUGGCUGCGGUGACCGUGUUCACCACCCACGUGCUGCUCCUGUUGCCCGUGCUCCUGAGCAUCUUGGGCAGCGUCUGCCUCGUGGUGACCGUCAUGUACUGGAGCGGCUGGGAGAUGGGCGCCGUGGAAGCCAUCUCCCUGUCCAUCCUCGUCGGCUCCUCCGUGGAUUACUGCGUGCAUCUGGUCGAGGGCUAUCUGCUGGCCGGAGAGAACCUGCCCCCGCACCAGGCCGAGGAUGCUCACUCGCAGCGCCAGUGGCGGACGCUGGAGGCUGUGCGGCAUGUGGGCGUGGCCAUCGUCUCCAGCGCCCUCACCACAGUCAUCGCCACGGUGCCCCUCUUCUUCUGCAUCAUCGCCCCGUUUGCCAAGUUUGGCAAGAUCGUCGCACUCAACACUGGAGUCUCCAUCCUCUACACGCUCACGGUCAGCACAGCCCUGCUCGGCAUCAUGGCGCCCGGCUCCUUCACCCGGACCAGGACUUCCUUCCUCAAAGCCCUGGGUGCCGUGCUCCUGGCAGGGGCCCUGGGGCUGGGCGCCUGCCUGCUGCUCCUCCAGAGCGGCUAUAAGAUCCCCCUGCCCGAUGGGACCUCCCUAUAGCCCUGGCACUACGUCCGGCUUUGCACACCUUUGGUCCAGUGGGUUGGGGACGAGAUGCUCGUUCUCUGACCCCAGGGGCACUUUGUUCCCAGCUUGGCUACAGCUAGUUACGUUCCCAGGCCUGGGCCAGGCGACACUCACCUGUGUGACGCACACUGCCUUCAUCUCAGUGCCAGCCACCGCUGGGUGGUCAAGCUGGCAGCCGCCCUGGACUAUGCCUGGCGGCGGAAGAGACCAGCCAUCCCCCUGUGCCUGGUCACCGUGAGGGUCAGGUGAUUUUUUCAGGGGGCUUCCCUCGCACACUGCCUCAGUGCUCACAAGAACUUUCUGAUGUGGGUGUUACAGUUCCCCCAUUCUACAGAUGUGAAAACCGAGGCAUCAGGAGGCAAAGUGACUGACCUGUGGUGGCACAGCCAGAGCUGCCUCCUUCGGGGACUUUGCAGGAAGAGCACAGUGGGCGCAAGGGCAGGGCCUCGCACUCCCUGCCCCCGCCUCCCCAUCAGUUUUACAGCGGCCAGUGCUGGGUGGUCCUGUGAUCUUCCCCAGGGCUUUUAGUCCUGGCCGGGGAGCACGGAGGAACCGGCCUGGGGUACUGCAUGUCCCACCCCUGGCCCCAGCCUCAAGGGGCUCCUGCUCUUUGGAAGCCAUGGGGCCCCAGCACAGCCUUCCUUACAGAUCUGAGCCCCUACCUCCCCCACCUGACUCUGGGGUUGGAAUUUGGGGGAGGGGGGCAGCCCCUGGGAGGGGGAGCUGGCCGUGCCUGCCGCCUGCUCACAGCAGAUGGUUCUUAUUAAAGUGAAAUGAAACUGCAGACCGCUGCCAUUAACACGAGCAUUUUAAGCAUCGCUGGCUCCAUCGUAUUCUUAAAAUUGAAAUAACUAAGUGUUUGCAUGCCGCCCAGCCGGAACCUGGCACGAGGGGUGGGGCCGGGCCUGGAAGGAGAUAGAGGUGGGGUGGAAGGUGCCAGACCCUCUGGGGAGCAGGGUCACAGAGUGCUGUGCAGGCUCAGGAGGCUGGGUACCACUGGGGGAGCACCGUGGGAGGGGGCCCGUCUGGCUCCCCACAGGGACGUCCGUCGGCCCCUUCAGCGCGUCUGGUAUUGUGCUGUGACCUUCUUCCUCGGGACAGACGUUGGCCCCUGGGCUUUCGGAAGCUGGGCACAGACUGAGCUGGGACUAAACCCUUAGGGCGGGGUAGACAACCCUGAGGGUUGUCUCCAGAUCAGCUCACCUGGUCAUCUGUGAAUAUUGACCGGGGUCGGGGGGUGCUGGGCGUGCACGACAGACACACAGCACCGUGUCCCCGCCCAGUGCAUGCCUGGCGCCCAGCAGGUGCUCGGUAUUUGCUGAGGGAGCAUCAGACAGACACCAAACGCGAUUAAUGGUACAAGUUGACACAGCACUUACUGUGCCAGUCGCCCUUCUCAGGGUUUGUAUCAGUCUGCCUGGGCUGUCAUAACAGAGUGCCCUGAACUGGGUGGCUUCUAACAGGAAUUUAUCCUCUCACACUGCUGGAGGCUGGAAUUCCUAAGCAAGGUGUUGGCAGCAUGAGUCCUUCUGGAGGAUGGGCCUUUCUUUCUUUCUUCCUUCCUUCCUUUCUUUCUCUUUCUUUCUUCAUUUAUUCAUUUAUGGCUGGGUUGGGUCUUCGUUGCUGCGCGUGGGCUUUCUCUAGUUGUGGUGAGCAGGGGCUAACUCUUCGUUGCGGUGCGCGGGCUUCUCAUUGCGGUGACUUCUCUUGUUGCGGAGCACGGGCCCUAGGCACGCGGGCUCAGUAGUUGUGGCUGCGGGCUCUAGAGCGCAGGCUCAGAAGUUGUGGCACACAGGCUUAGUUGCUCCAUGGCGUGUGGGAUCUUCCCGAACCAGGGCUCAAACCCACGUCCCCUGCAGUGGCAGGCGGAUUCUUAACCACUGCGCCACCAGGGAAGUCCACAGCUCAUGGUCUUAGUGAGCUUUUGCCAAGCAUUAAUGAGAUGCCCUUCAUUAGCUCAGGCACAGCAGUUAGCUUGGGGUCUGUGAGGGUGUGCAGGCAUUUGGUGGGCUAAGGAGGGGUAGAGGACGAUGAGGGGAGCCCAUGGAGAGGGACCCCUGUCACCUACAAAGGUUCCCUGAGCCCUUGCUUCUUUCUCCUUCACUUGGAAGCCAGGAAAUCACUGAGAGCCGGGUGCUUUGAAGUGCUGGCCAUGUCCAGGCCCCAUCCAUGCAUUCUUGGGAAUUCUCGCAGGGAGUGUUUCUGUCCCAUUUCACUGCUAACAAAACUGAAGCCCAGAGACGUGAAGUAGCUGGCCUGAGGUCACACAGCUUGUGCGAGAUAGAGUUGGAAUUCCCACCCAAGGCUGAUGGCUCCUGAGUAUGUGCUCGCUCUCUGAUACAGCCUCUCCUGCAAGCAGAUUUGACUCACAGAAGCAGCCAGCCCCAGGCCAACUGGGCAACCAGGGUCCUCCCUCCUUCACGGUCACCCACCUGUGUGCUACUUGGAGAAGGGAGAGUCCAGGCCUAGAGGGGAGAGUCCAGCAUCCAAGUCUAGGUUCCAGCCCUGCCUGGGUGACCUAGAGCAAGCCACUGCACACUGAUUCAACGCCCUUCAAAGUGGGGCAGGGGACAGCGUGAUGUCCGGGGCUCUGCCUCCUUCCAGUGCUAUGCUGCCAGGAUUUGAGUCUCCUUAAAUCAAGCUGCCCCAGUGCCCGCCAUCGGUGGCCGUCUUCUCCUGUGAGUCUCUCCUGUUCUCGUCAUGUUCACAUCCAAUAAGUAGGAGGAUGCCCACUGGAGCUGUCGUCUGCUCAACAACAAUUUAUUGAACACCUACUAUGUGCCAGUCACUGUUCCAGGCCUCAGCCAUCCAAGAAAACGCAAAAACAGACCCAGACCUGACCACGUGGACCUUACAGUCGAGGUGGGGAAAAUCUUUAAUAAAAGAACCCCUCAGAUAUUUAACCACAAACCAGAGAGCUGUGAGGGAGAAGAGUGAGGGGUGGGGGCACAAAGCCCUGUGUCUGGGGCUGGCAGGGGGGUCCUUGCCCUGGA